AAGACUUAAAAUAUAUCAGAUGGUAUGAUCCACGACGUAACGUCCAAAAAAGAAGUAGUUGUACAAACGUGCAUACGUACGCACGUACAUAGUUUAAUUAUUAUGAUAAAUAAUUUAUCGUACAUGCACUAAUUAUAGCUAUAAGGGAUGGGUGCAUGGCAUUUGCUCUUGUUUAUUUACUGAAGGAAACCUAUCAUCAUAAUAUGGUCUUUAACUGUUCAAUGUUUGAUUUACAAUUAGAAAAUAACAGCGAUGUCUACAAGCAUAGGUAUAGCUACAAAUCAAUUGAAUAAUGCGGGGGAUAUUUACGUUCAACUUAGAGUGAUAAUAGUUCAACGCGUUGAUGAUAAAACUGAAUUGGCUGUUGAAAAUAUUUGCCUUUUUUAAUCUGGUCAGUUAUGAGAUGUUUGUUCCGAGUAUAGGAGCAUGCAAUUUAUAAGCACGAUUGCAGAAUUUCGUCAUAUUAUUCGCGGAGGCAGAUGACCUCGGAACCGACAAUCAAAGAAUGCAAUGGAGCGUGAAGCAAAGUGGCCUAUAGGUUGUAUCGAUGGUAUAUCUCUGCUAUAAUUUUCAUACCCUAUUUAAUGUCCCCCAUAGCGAUAAAUAUUUAGGUAUAAACACAUUCGGUAGUACCCUUCGGUAAUGGAUCAAUAAUAUAAUCAUUAUUAUUAUCGGUGAAAAUAUUUUCCAGGGAUAUCACGUCGAUAAGAUUUACCGAUCUAAACCAAUGAAUAACUUGAAAGUUUUACUACUUUCUCGAUUCAAAAAAGAAAUAAUAUAGUGUACGUCACAUCGUUGCGUCGAAACCUAUUUACGCAGCUCCGAUAUCAGACUGAUCCUGAUUUUAUAACAUAUCCCCCGAUCGCGUGGUCAGUGGCUGUGCGAUUCCUUGCAUGCCCAUGUGAUUUACAUGUACUUCUUAAGCUGAUAUCGGAAUUACAUUGAUAUUCAGGUUAUCUAUAGUAACCGUCAAUUGAUAUUUUUACAAUUGGUCUACUACGGUUAUACUUACCGAUAUAGACAAGAUAUAGUUCGUGCAGAUAAGGGGCGCUUCUAAUUGUCAUCGGACGCCAGAUAAAUGUUAUAAAUAGGUAUAGGUCGGACUAUCAUGAUCGUUCAAGUGAAAUUAUCUCAUCACGAGUUCUCAAAUAAAUUUGUUUUCAGAUACAGUGCAGCGAGUAGCCCGUUGUAGUAUUUGCAACGCGUGAUGCAGAGGUCAUGCAUUUCAGUCUUUCAACUCUACUGUAUAGGCGUGUGACAAUUGAGAAAAGAAUGCAGUCCGGUAAUCGAGAUCUGGAAGGAAGAGUCCUGGUCAUUUACACAGGCGGAACAAUCGGGAUGACCAGAAAUAACACCGGAGCCCUCGUCCCGACGUCGAAUUCUAUCGUCAAACUGCUGCGAAAUUAUCCUCAGAUGCACGAUGAGGAGUACGCCUCGAAAAGUUUCGGCGAUGACGGACCUCUGGUGUUGCCGAUCACCUCCGAAAAGCGGAGAGUCAUCUACAGCGUCAAGGAAUACGACAAGCUCAUCGAUUCCAGUAACGCGAUAGCCGAGGACUGGAUUUACCUAGCAAAGGAUAUAAAGCGCCAUUACACAGAUUAUGACGGAUUCGUGAUACUCCACGGAACAGACACGCUGAGCUACACCGCCUCGGCUCUUUCCUUCAUGUUGAAUAAUUUAGGUAAAACCGUGAUAGUCACCGGCUCUCAAAUAUCAAUUUUCGAACCUCGGAGCGACGGUUUCGAUAAUUUUCUCACUUCCCUUCUGAUCGCCGGCAACUACAACAUUCCCGAAGUCUGCGUUUUCUUCGCCAAUCAGUUAAUGCGCGGUAAUCGUACCAGCAAGAGGACUACAGAUGCUUUCAAAGCUUUUCAUUCGCCGAAUUACGCGCCUCUCGCUAUCGCCGGUAUUACAAUAGAUGUCGAUUAUCGAUUAAUAUUUCGUCCCCAAACUCUGGAGAAGUUCGACGUCGACACAAGGCUCUGCGAGGACGUCACAAUGCUUCGAUUAUUCCCUGGUAUCACAACAGCGAUGAUAAGGGUGGCGGUCCAGCCCCCGACCAAAGGGAUGAUCCUACAGUCUUACGGAGCAGGAAAUAUGCCUUCGAAUCGAAAAGACAUUCUAGAGGAAUUUCGAAAGGCUGUCGCAGAGGGCGUCAUCAUAAUCAACAUCACUCAGUGUUCGCAGGGAACGGUCAGCGCGAUUUAUGAAACUGGGGCCGCGCUUCGAGACGCCGGUGUUUUAUCUGGAUCCGACAUGACUCCGGAAGCCGCGUACACAAAGCUGGCUUACGUUCUGGCAAAGCCCGAGUGGGACUUGAAGAAGAAGCGUGAAAUUAUGUCAAAAAAUAUCAGGGGCGAAUUGACCGCUGAUCAAAGGUCACCACGUAAGGACAGCGAUCUCUUGGAUGCUGUCGCCAGGAAUUUGGAUCUCACUUCUCAAAAUGAUAUUCUUCAGCUGAGAAAUAUCCUGUUCCCAGGAAUGGUGGGGUCCGCGAUAAUGAAUCAGGAUAUUGAGAAACUCAAAGAGAUAAAACAAUACGGUUCUGAUUUUUGCGAGACUAACGCCGACUUACGAACACCCCUUCAUUUUGCGGCUUCUGAGGGAUGCUUGAAAGUCGUUCGUUAUCUUCUAGAGAAUGGUGCUAGUGUUCAUUUGCGCGAUAAAUUCGAUCGAACUCCGUUGAUCGAUGCAAUCGACAAUGAUCACCACGAGGUGAUCAAAUUACUGGUCCAGUGUGGAGCCCACAUAUCCGGAUGUGGCUUGUGGCUUGGUCAGCGACUUUGUUCAGCUGCGGCAUCGGGUAACCUCAAGAAAUUAGUAUCGUACUAUCUGGCAGGUGUUAAUCUAUCCGAACGAGAUGUGUCUGGUAGAAUAGCACUACAUUUUGGUGCCUUGCAUAACCAAGGAGAAGUCGUAAAAUUUUUACUUGAUCGCGGUGCCGAUCCAGAAGCUGUUGAUAUGCUCGGUCAGACUCCUCGACAACUCGCGAAUCUUGCAUCUGCAAACGAAGUCAUAGAACUUUUUAGACCGGUCAGUCUCAGUAGAUGAAAUCAAUUCAUAUCACAGCUUAUCCAUCAUCAUGCAUGAUCAUGUUUAUGAUGACGCCAACGAAAUUAUUCACAACAUGUGUAUUACAUUCGUAAAACUUGAACUAUGAAAUAUUUCUGACAACUUAUCAUACGGAUAGUUACACAUGUAUUAAACUAUUCGUUUGGCUGCACUUACCAUCAUUGUGACUCGUUAAGUGUAAAUAAAAAAAAAUGCAUUCAUUUUUACAUCAUCAAUCGAUGAGCUGUGAUGAGAACAUUCAGCUGUAUAUUGUCACAGUUAUAAUAUUUAUGUUUAAAAGCAUGCAAUUCGUUGAAUAAACCUUGUAAACCCAA
Molecule: messenger RNA, 3386 nt
Organism: Athalia rosae (coleseed sawfly)
Lineage: Eukaryota; Metazoa; Arthropoda; Insecta; Hymenoptera; Athaliidae
Product: L-asparaginase-like
Exons: 9
Coding region: 1219-3051 (610 amino acids)
Biological process (GO): amino acid metabolic process
Molecular function (GO): protein binding; asparaginase activity
Source: RefSeq, a predicted model, not a curated record